GUAAGUCCUGAGCAGGAGAUGAACAAGGAUUAUAGAAGGUCCUCUCUCUCUCUCUCUCUCUCUCUCUCUCUCUCUCUCUGUCUCUCUCUGUCUCUGGGACUCCCUCUUUGGAAGGGAUGCUAUUGAUGAGAGGGGCAUGGGUGUUCUUGCUGAACUGUUGUUGGCAGCAGCCAGCAAGCAGAACCCUUUCCAGGCCCUGGAGCAGAGCCCAAGGCUGCCCCUGGGGAAGGGGAAAUAAACUCAUGCAGGAGGGAGCGCAGGGGCUUUGGCUGGCUCAGGAGGAAUGACUUACAGUGGGGCUGUCCAAGGCCCACCCCUUCUGCCCAUGCUUGCAGGGCAAAGCAUCCCCCUACCUUUGCCCUGGGAAGGGCCAGGGCUGGGGCUAUGGCAGGGUCCCUGGGGAGCCCUCUUGUAGGCAGGGUGGUGCCUGGUGGGGGGGCCCUGGGAGGUUUGCUCCAUUUUUUGCACCCCUCCUCUCCAUGUCCCCCAAGACCUCCCCUGCUUUGUCUGAGUUCCUGCUGUGACAAGGGAAGGAGCUGGGAGCCCCCCAGUCCUGAGCUCUGUGUAGGAAGGUGUUGUGGGGACGGUGCUUGGGGGGGGGUGUGUGGCUGUGGGAGUAUUGAACCAGGCCUCUGAUCCUGUGCUGUGUUCUCUCUUUAAAGAUGUAGCUAUCUAGAUAUUUACUUAUUUAUAAGGCAGAGUGACAGGAAGAGAGAGGGAGAUCUUCCCCAAAUGCCGGCAACAGCUGGGGCUGAGCCAGGUCGAAGCUGGGAGCCAGGAACACCAUUCGAGUCUCCCAUUUGAGUGGCAGGGACUCCAGGUACCUGAACCAUCACCUGCUGCCUCCCAGGGUGCACGUUAGCAGGAUUGGGGGAGGAGCGGCCAGGACUGAACCAGGCACACUGGUGUGGGAUGUUCCAGACAGCAGAACCAUGAAACUGGAAGCCGGAUGCAGUGGAACUCCUGAAGAGGUCCCGCAACCCCAAGUGGGGACUGUGCCAGAUGCAGAGCCGAGCUCCGCGACCCAGAACCGAAUCAUGGCCUUAGAAGGCAGAGCUGAGCUGUUGGACUUCGUGGGAGCCACGGAACUGGAAUUUGAGGAGGUGCCAGCUGUCUCAGGGCACAUUCACAGCAGUAGCAUCGACUGCCUUCCCUACACACACACACACACACACACACACACCCCGCCUCACCCCAGCUGCAUGUGGGACCCCAGGCUCAUGGAGGAGUGCGCUGGUAAAGAGAUAACGCAUGGCGUGACCCUGCUGCUGCAGCACUUGGGCUCGCAGUGGAUCCAGCGGGACCCCGGGAUCAAAGGGAUGCGGCUUCCCCGAGAGGACCAGCGGAGCCCCCGCGAGCUGGAUAUUGAUCCCCUCAUCACCAGGCAAGUGAGUCGGAUGAGGGAGCGCCAAGGCCAGGCCCCUCUGUGCCGGGACACCCGGGCGUCCCUGAGGGCUCUAACGCUUCAGAACCCGCUUGCUCUUGCUUGGGGCCCUGCCCAGGGGAGCGACCCCCCACCCCCGGGGCCCAGCAGGGAGCCGGUGGGAGUGAAGAUGCGGGAGCAGCGCCAGGAUGCCCGGACCCGCCCGCUGCGUGCUCGCUCGCGCCCCCUGGGGGCAUCUCUCGGCUCCCAUUCCGCCCCUGCGGCGUUCCUGGCGGGGCUGGGUGCGCGGCUGACAGCGCUGCAGACCUCUGGUGCGUUCUCGCCACCGACCACGGAGGCCGUGUCCGAGGCAGGCCUCUUGCAAAGAGACACUCCGAGCGGGACCAUCAGUCAGGACUGCCGGCCCUACUGGCAGGAGGACAGGAGCCUGCACCUGCUGGCGGCAACCGGGAGGGGCGCGUGGACAAUGCUCACUCUGGGCACACACCCCUCCUCCUUCCUGCAGGAGGGCGAUUGCCCGUGCCGAUAUCUCAGCCUUGCCUCCUUGUCCGGGGGCGACGGCUCGCAGGUGCAUAGCCAGCUGCUGUGGCACCUGCGGGCGCUAGGCCCCGCCUCGCCAGCUUCAACACCACGUCCCCGCGCUUUCCUGGUGCUGGUCCCAUAAUCAACCAUGGCUGACUUCUGCCAAGCAGGCCAGGAGUGCCAGCCGAAUCAGAUCUGCUGCAGGCCGGCCUCUGAGGACCUCCUCUGGGAGGGGGGAGAAGCUGCUCUCUAGACCCGCCCCCUCCCGCGGAGCCCCAGCCAGCCCUGCCCCCUCGCAGGUGGCCCGGAUGCCUGCCUUUACCCGGUGCCUAUCCCCAGCCUUCCCCUCUCUCCUUACCCCGCUCUGCCUUCUGGCCUCAAGCACUUCCAAACGCCGGUGUCCAUACCCUGGCUGGAGCCGCUGGACUCGGGGGAGCCCCUUGUGCUGUUAUCCACCCUCCCCUUCCCUGCCCCUUAGCCAGCGGGGGCUUCUCCCUUCUAAGCCUUGGUGAGCAGAAGCUGGCAGAGGAGUGUGAUGUCAGGCCCAGGCCUGGCGACUUCUGUGCCUCCCAGCUCAACACUGGCCUCCUCGCCACCCCCUCAGUCUCCCAGCCUCCCGAUCCAAGUGCUCCCCUGGCUUUCUGUCCCUCCCAUCCUCCUGCUCUGGGGACCCCUCAACAGUCUUCAGAGCCUUUUUUUUUUUUUUCCUCUCUACUCCCCUUGCCUGUGAGGUCCUCAUCAUUGGCCCAGGGUACAAUAUGGAGAAAGACCAUGAAAGGGAAUAUAUUUGUGAUGCUCCCCCCGUGUGUGCCUCUGGUGAUGCACUCUUUGGAGCCUGCCUCUCUCACUAGGGUUUCCUCCAGCUUGGCUCAGUGCUGCUGUAACUCAGGUUGCUGCCCCCUGCCCCUCCCCCCACCAUCCCCUAACUCACCCGGGUGCUCUGGCUGGAGAAUCUGGUACAGUUCAGGGUAGCUUCCCUUGCCUGGCACAAGGGCUGUCUCCUGGUUCCAACCAGGCUGCCUUCUAUGCCACUGGAACUCCCACUGCCAGUAUUUUUGGACACAGCUCCCUUCCUCUGGAUCAUUUAUGCUUUUUGGACUUUGAAAGUCAUCUAUUUAAAUGCAAGUAGUAACAGCUGCAUUUGUGAUGCUCUGGGUCCUAUACUGGAUCCGAUCCACCAGAGGGAGGAAGCACAAAGAACCUGGUGAUUUCCACUUCUAAGUAAUCCACCCGAGCCGGGAGCCUCAUGAGGACUAGAACCCAGGUAGCCCAAGGCCAGAGCGCAUCCCAGAACCUCACUCUGUGUGUGAUGGUGGUAGGAGGUGGGCAAAGGGGGCAGCUUUCUCAGCUGGCUGCUCUGUCUCCUGCCCCCCAGCUGGCCCACCAUCCUGUUAUUUGGACCAUGGCUCUAUGACAAUAAAACGGACCUUCUGCCCACGCUCUGUGUCUGUCUCACCUCUUCUCGGUGGGGAGGGAUGAGACAUGCCCCCCCUUCCCCAGCAGCCUGUAUCAGAGAGGAUCUCUAAGCCCGGUGGCAAUGGGGCUAAUGACUUGCUGGGGGUGGGGGGUAGGGCGAGCGGCUGGCCGUUGUGCGCCCCCACCCCCACCCACAGCCCUGACAA
Oryctolagus cuniculus (rabbit) is the source of this 3528-nucleotide messenger RNA. NCBI's taxonomy places the organism in Eukaryota, Metazoa, Chordata, Mammalia, Lagomorpha, Leporidae. The record is from RefSeq and is a predicted model, not a curated record.